Symbiodinium sp. CCMP2592 is the source of this 7380-nucleotide messenger RNA. The record is from the annotation of a GenBank genome assembly. Lineage: Eukaryota; Dinophyceae; Suessiales; Symbiodiniaceae.
AUGAUUGUGCCGACGUUCUCCGGCGCGAUGAACUCUGGAGAAGACGAUCUCGGUUCUUCGGCGAGGUCCUACUUGAGGCAGGUGUCAGCGUGGCGGAGAAUGACACGGAUGAGCAAGGACCAGCAAGGCCUGACGUUGUACCAGCACCUCACCGACAGAGCUUGGAUCGAUGCGGAGCGCCUAGAUAUGGAUCGUCUGGGCAGCCCCGAGGGUGUCGACUACCUGAUUUCUUGGAUCAAGGAUCGCUACCUGGAUGUGCAGGUGACACAAGUGGGCCGAAGCCUGUCGGACUUUUUCCGGCGCCUCCGCAAGCGCGAUGGGCAACCUAUGAGGGAGUAUAUGGCGGACUUCGACCGCGCCCACGCGCGGCUGGCCGAGGUGGGCUGCGAGCUCCCAGACAUCGCGGCCGCGUGGGUCUUUGUCGACAGGAUGUGCCUGGAGGAGUCCGCGGAGCUCAACCUUCUGGCGUCCGUCAAUAAUAACUACUCUCUUAAGCCCUUGCAGCAGGCGGCGAUCGUGCACGACCGCGGCCUCAGGAAGCCCUGGGAGAGCCAGAACCGUGGCCCCAGGCGUGAAUGGGGCGGCAAGAAGCCGCACUCGGCGAACAUGGCGGACCCCGAGGUGUUCCUCGAGGAUUCCCACGACGAGCACCUCGGUGAGCAGGUUUCUGACGAGGGCGAGGCUGUUUCGGAGGAGAUAGCAGAGAAUCUGUACAAUGCCUACAUGACUCACGAGACAGCCAAACAAAGGUACAGAGAGAACAGUAAACUUCGGGGAAGCGACCCUGAAGCUCUACGUCGCCUCGCUUCCGAGAAACUCCGACUUGCGAAAUCGAGGUCGUUCUGCAGUGGCUGCCGCAGGCGCGGCCAUUGGCACCGUGAUGCGGAGUGCCCUUUGAACAAGGGCUCAGCGACCUCUACGAUGACGGUGCCUUCGAGUGGACAGGGCACUGGGAAUGCAGGUGGCACGGCUCGGGACCCCGUGAAGGCCAACUUCCCUUGCCAUGUUGUGCACGUUACAUGGGAUCUCGGAGGCGAUGAGGCUGAGAAGUUGCUGGCUAUCACGGACACCGCUUGCUCAAAGUCCGUGGCGGGCGCGGCCUGGGUGGACAACUAUGUGGAAGAGGCCAAGAGGCGAGGAUGUGAACCACAGUUCAUGUCUUGCCGGGAGGCCUUUCGCUUCGGUGCCUCCAAGGUCUUCGUCGCCGGGUACUCGGUGGCGAUUUGCUUCUCCCUCGGGAAGUUCAAGGUGAUCCUCAAGGUCGCAGUGGUGAACGGCGAAGUGCCCCUGUUGGUGUCGAGGCCUGCUUUGGGUCACCUCGGCAUGGUGAUGGACGUCGCAGAGAACACUGCGACCUUCAAGAAGCUCGGAGUCGUGGACAUGGGGCUCCGUGUCACGGAUACUGGGCACCCGGCUUUCCCUAUUGAGCCAGUGCCCCUGCCUAGGUCCUACCAGCCCCUCUCAAACGGAGAAGGCCCGGAGCUACAGAUCUUCCCGAGCGAGUGCCAAUACACGGAGGGUCAGUACAAGCUGUGUCAUGCAAGACGUAUCGGUUGUUUCCUGAAGUUCAUGGAACAUGGCGUGAUGACCGUGAUCACUCCUCUUUCCCGAUGCUGUGGAUUGGCAGAACAGUGUUUCGUAGACGGAGACCCAUGCCCGAACUUCCCACACCGACUUCCUCGCUUGAUCAUGUCGGCCCACUCGGAGCUCCUCACCGCUCCGGUUGUGACCAGGCAGAAGACUUUGUGGGAGCUGACGAAGUCGGAGUUGAUCACCGAGGCCCGAGCAAGGGGGCUUUGGUUUCACGAAUCGUGGACGGCGGUGGAGCUGCGGUCCCUCAUCCAGGAGAACCGCCGCGCUGCGCCGAGCAAGCAGUCUCCCUUGAAGGGUCUCUCCGGUCUGAAGGUCGAGGAUCUGAAGGAGAAGGCGAUGGAGCUCGGCUACAAGCUGCCUCCCCAUGCGACCCGUGGAACAAUACUCCGGAUUCUCCGGGACCAGGACGGCAUGUGCGGGGAAAGCUUGAUGACGUUCGGCCGCUUCUCGGGCAAGAAGUUCUCGGAGACUCCCACCUCCUACCGGGAGUGGGCAGUCCGAGAGGUCUCCUCCCACGACAACCCCUCGGAGGAGCUGGUCCUCUUUGCGAACUGGUGGCAGGCCGAACGCCUUCGUUCGGAACAGGAGGCGAGUUUGCCACGCCCGGGAUCCUCGAGCCGUCCGGGGAGCUAUGUGGACCCAGAGACCAACGCCCGGACUCCGUAUGUCGAGGACACCACGUCGAUGGGAUCGUGGGACGAGGUGUCGAUUCGGACCUCUCCAAUUCGAGAGGGCUAUGGAGCUCGACCCAAGGCCAAGGCGGCAGCUCCAACGAGAACACCGGCGGCGCGGCGAACGGCGACUGCGGCGAUGGGUCCGGAGAAGGUGUCCAUGGAGCAGGACGUCCCCGGGGAGGUGAUCGACGAGGUGCUGGACCUGGAAGCGAGGCUCGUGAAGGAGAUCUUCUACGAGUGCGAGGAUGUGCCCGCGGAGACGGGCACUGAGGUGAGCGAGGAGGCCCUUCGCAAGGACCUCAACGAUCAGGCCGGCGAGAUAGAUGACUACUUCAACUGCGACCUCGAUCUAGUGUACCAGGCGGCAGACGGUGGACCCGUCUCUUCUAUGAACUCCGGAGGCUGUGGGGAUGUAAUCCAACGUAAGCCCCCCGAAGUGAACAGUGUUUUCGCCGCCCCCGACGUGACGGAGAUGUGUGAGAAGACGGCCAAGGAGAAGCUCGCCCUUAAGAAGUUCACCUACGACGACCUCAUCGAGAUCGCCCGGCUCCUACCUCUACGAAAAGUGCAUGGGAAGAAGGGGUCACGGCGCGGAGGCGGCAAUCCUUAUCAGUACUUCCUCGGAGGCAUGUACACCUACGGGAAGUUCUUCGGGAUUGCAAGGGGCUCCAAGGCACUCCCAUGGACCACCCGCUACAUCAACUCCUUUGCCAAAGAGAAGUUCGACGGAGCCUGGACCUCCUUCGUCCUUUUCCGGGACACUGAGACGCAAGUGCACGCUGAUGUGCACAACCUUCCGGGAACUUCCGUCACCACGGUCAGCUUCGGUGACUUCACUGGCGGAGAGCUCUGGGUGAAGAACAACGAGGGGAUUGGGAAGGUCCUUCGAGAUGGCCCCGACGGCAGCCGGCUUCACGGAGAUCUGGUGUGCACCAAGGAGUGUCCGCACACCUUCGAUGGAAAAGUGCCCCACGCGACUCAGCCGUGGGAUGGAGAGCGCUGGGCGCUCUCGUGCUUCACUACGCGCGGGUUUGGAAGAGCAGACACCCUCCUACGCGACGAACUUCGUGAUCUACGUUUUCCUUUGCGGGGACUGCCGAGGGUCACUACAGGAGGAGAUCCCAUCCCAGAAACUCAUCAUGUACCACGACCCAAGAAGAGCGUCCGGAAAGGACUGUGGAAGACCAGCAGCCGCCUGGCAACAUUGACCACUUGGUGUACAACCGCGGCAUCUCUGUGUCUGACAGAGGACUUUCCUCUGUCACGUGGCCCAGAAGCAGUUACCCUCUUCGAGAUCGGAGGGAUCUCGAAGACCAUCGAUAUCGCUGAGAGGGACUAUAUCACGGUCGAGCCCUACGAGUACGACCUCGCCGUGCCCUUGGAGGAGAACAUCAGCUACGUCGACCGGACCUUCAAUGGCUUUGCUCCGUCGAUGCUUUGGGUACACGGAGAGCAACCCCUGGAAUUCCUGAGUGGAUUGGUUCCCACAUUCCACAAGCAGGUCAACCAAGGGAGGAAGCUGGCUUUCGAGGCAGCUGAUGGACAUCCUUUUUGGGACUCCCCGCCUCUUCGCGAACUUCUCGAGAAGCACACAGGUCGCUAUGGAAGGCGACCCGGAGAGAGUGGAAUACUCCGGUUCAACGAUCUCAGUCCGCCCCUCUCUCUCAAAGAUGAACACCGCGACGUGCCGGAGUUCACCAACUACGUUUGCCAUCCGGACCUACGUGGGCACAACUUGGAGAGCGACCACUACGAGGAGGACCCAGGACCAAGAGAACCUCUGUCUGCAGAACCUCCCGGUCUCGAGGCGGUGCUCGUGGUAGAUCAGGAACAACCGGGUGGACCGAGAGAACCUCUUUCUGCAGAACCCCGCGGUGCCGAGGCGAUCCAUUUCGAUAAAGGAAGAACGAUAGCUCCGGAGGUGAGGUCGUCUUUGAAGCGGUUGCAUCAGAACAUGGGGCACCCGUCGAACCUUGAUCUGGCUCGGCACCUGCGUUUGGCUGGCGCGGAUGCUACCGUUGUGGAAGCCUGCAAAAGGCUUCGAUGUCAGGUGUGCCAUCGGAACCAGAGAGGAGCGAGUGCGAAACCCGCCACACUUCCGAACCUUUUGGAGUUCAACCAAUUGGUGGCCGUCGAUGCAUUCUACGUGUGCGACUGCGACGGGGAAAAGGUUGAGCUCAUGAUUGUGGUGGACGUCGGAACAGGCUUUGUGUCGGCAGGCCUGCUUCAGGGCCACUCAGGGAUCACCAUGGAGAGCAGCUUCUGUUCGAUUUGGAGCAACACUUUCGGAGCUCCAGGAACGAUGGUCGUGGACUUGGAGAGUGGGCUGCAAGCCGGCUUGGGACGUUUCGGUGAGUGGCAUGGCACCAAAAUCCGCCCCGUCGCCGGCCAGGCUCACUGGCAGAACGGCACGGCGGAGAGAGCGAUCCGCACCUGGAAGGAGAUUUGGGGGAGACUCGUCGAUGAAUGGUCGGCUUCCUCCGAAGAGGCCGGGAUGAUCAUCACGGCGGCAAGCACCGCCAUGAACACCCUCCGCAGGGAUGCCGGAUUCAGCCCGUCACAGGCUGUGUGGGGAAGAGACCCCAAGCUGCCGGAGGAGCUCAAAGGGACGCCCCAGGACGAGCACGUCGAGCACAUCAUCAGCCACGACCGACAACGUGCCAGAGAACAUUCUUUGAGGAUCUCGGCAAAGGAGGCCUAUUUUCGGGUCCAGAACGACGCCCGCUUGCGACGUUCCCUGCUACAGCGAUCUCGGGUUGCAGGUCCAGAUCUUCAACAAGGGGCUCAUGUUUUCUUUUAUCGCAAGCCCAAGAACAACAAGAACUGGGAGUGGCACGGUCCCGGAGUUGUGAUUGGGAAAGAAGGACCCAAUGCUUGGGUGUCCUUUUCUGGGAGGUGCCACUUGGUGGCUCCGGAGCAUCUACGGCUUGCGAGUGGAGAAGAACUGGGCGCGGCCUUUGCGAUGCGCGCCACACAGGAGGACCUCCAGAAAUUGCUUGAGCAGGACUUCGCCGACGAGGACAUGUACGAGGGCGAAGACAUGGAGCUCACCGAGGACCACGUCUUGCUUCCUGAAGGACCCGAUUCUCCCGACCAAGAACCCCGUGGUGAACCAGUACGGCGUCCCCCUGAAGGAAGCACUCCGGCACCGGUGACAAAGAGACAUAGGACCAAAGGCCCUCCCGCCGGCGCCGACGAGGCUCCACAGCACCAGGCCUUCAUGAUGAAACUUCCCAAAACGCAGAGGGGACGAGAGAAAGCCUUGGAGAAGGAGUUGCCGUGGAGCAUGAUACCUCCCGAGCAGCAUGAGGCUUUCAAACAAGCGGAGAACAAGCAGUGGGAGGAGCACGUCGAGCACCAGGCCCUGGAACCCUUGAGUAUUGAGGAGAGCCGGAAGAUCAUCCGUGAGAAGGGGGACCGCGUGUUGGGAAGUCGCUUUGCCUACCGCGACAAACUAUGGAGCCGACGACGACAAGACCCCACUUUGGGAUGGAAGGCAAAGGCCAGACUUGUGAUCGCGGGACACCGCGACCCAGACCUCAUGGAUGGCCUGAGCACGCACGCACCUACGAUCUCCCGACAGGGCAUUCUGCUCCUGCUUCAGAUCCUCGCGUCCAACCUCUCCAACGACUGGGGAGGCUACGCCGGGGAUGUCACAGCCGCUUUCUUAUGCGGCGGCGAGCUCGAGAGAGAACUGUAUCUGAGACAGCCAAGGACUGGACUCGGAAGCUUGCAUCCCGAGCAACUCCUGAAGAUCAAGAAGCCGAUCUUCGGCUUAGUGGAUUCGCCAGCUGCCUGGUGGACAAAGUUCAAAGGGACGAUGAAGUCCCUCGUGGUGGACUGCGAUGGCAAGAGGUACAAGCUGGUGCAGAGCAGCUUGGAUCACUGCAUUUUCAUGGUGCAAGAGAUCGUCGCCAACGAGGGCCAGGACGAUGAAAUCCUGGGCACGCCGGAGGCCUACCUCGGCGUACAUGUGGAUGAUGUACUGUUGGUUGGAAAGCGAGCUCUCUGCGAAGUUCUGAAGAAGGCCAUCAGCGAGCGGUUUCCCAUUCGUGACUGGGAGGCCGACAGCUUCGACUACGUGGGGUCUCUCAUCGACAUUCAGAAGGACAAGGUGAAGAUCAGCCAGGCCAGCUACGCGAUGACCCGGCUUUUCGAGAUCGAGGUGGAGAAGGACGUCCCCGACCACUUCGAGGCUACGGAGACCCAAAAGCACGACAACAUGUCCUUGAUUGGUGCAUUGUCGUGGAUGGCGAGCCAGACCCGACCAGACCUACAAGUGGGUGUUUCGAUGAGUCAACAACGGCAGAAGGAGCCGACUGUGGGUGAUAUUCGAUUCACCAAUCAGAUGGCUCGGAGGGCCCUCGAGCACCACGAGAAUGGCCUGGAGCUCUACCCCGUUGACCUCGACAAUGCGGUGUUGUUGUGCUUCCACGAUGCCGGCUGGGCGAACGUGCCACAAAGCCAAGACGACCCCUACUACAGCCUGACGGCAGAGGAGGACGAGGCCGGCCUCAUCACCGACGGUCCUUUUGCCAGGAAGGAGGCCAAGGCCAAGAAAGCGAGUUCCUCCAUCACGUCCCAGCUCGGAGGCAUCUACUUGUUGGCAGACAAAGGGGUGCUUCACGGCAAGCCUGCCCGAGGAAGCAUCCUGGACUGGCGAAGUGGGGCGUGCGAUCGCGUGUGUCGGUCCACCUUCGCGGCCGAGACGAUGGCUUGUUGUACGGCUACCGAGACGGGAGACUACAUUGGACGUUUCCUGGAGACUCUGCUCACCGGGAAACUGGAGAGAAGGAAGUCCAGAUUCCACGUACGUUUCCUCACUGACUGCCGCAGCUUGUACGACCACCUCACACGAGACGGAGUACCUAGGGUACCAAGCUGCAAAAGGCUCGCCAUCGACUUGGCGGGCAUUCGCGAGGACAUCCUGAACUACGGAAAGAUAGUAUGGGUGCCCACGUGGGCGCAGUUGGCGGAUGUCCUCACCAAACCGCUGAAAGCGGAUCAAUGGUGGAAAACCAUCCAAGGAGAGCUCAAGCUCACAUUUCGGGAGAGGGAAGAUUGUAUAGACAAAAGACAGAAUGGAACCAGUGUAAAGCUUGAAGGUUCCUGA